AUGACAGCAAGUGAAGCAAUUGAAUCCUUGGAAUUAAUCAAAAGAUUAUGGCUGAGUAAUGACAGUGAAAUGGUAAGCCAGAGAGCACCAGCAUGCACACUGAGGAACCCUGACAGCAACAGAAAAGCUUUGGAAUCCUUUAAAUGUAUACACUGUUCAUAUAUGUUCCUGAAUAUUGAGGCCAAAUGGUUGAUGAGAAGAGCUGCAUGCAAUAGGAGGAACCAAGCCGACGCCAUGAAAAAGCAAGACAUUUACCAGUGUCGUCAUUGUACCUACUCCACAACACUACGCACAAAUUAUGAAAAGCACUUUCGUACCCAUGCUGGAGAAAAGAUGUGGCUGGAUAAUGACAUUCAAAGCGCUGAUGAAGGAAGAGUGGUCGGCAGAAAAGCAACUUUAGUCACCUCAAGAAAUUGUCCUGAAACAUACUAUUGCCCUCACUGUACAUACAACAGUGUAGAUCACUCGGAGUACCUUGAUCACUUCCGAACUCACAUGGGAGGAAAGACCUAUUCAUGUCCACAGUGCUCCUAUCAGACUCUUGUCAGCUCAAACUUUAAGAGGCACAUACGAAUUCACACUGGAGAGAAGCCUUAUUUUUGCCCAUAUUGCCCUUACAGAUCAAAUGAAAAGGCUAAAGUGAAAAGACACUUACUGAGUCACAACAAGUAGGGUUAAAGCCAUGUGGUAUUAGCUAAGAUAUAGAAAAUAAAGUACAAAUAAUGACAAUAAUAGUGUUAACCAGAUAAAAGUUAAUUGUAUGAAUAUUUCAUAAAUUACUUAGAGAAAUGCAUUUUCAAAUUGAAUAUUAAUACAAUCUAAAGCAAGUUUUGUUGCUUUUAACUGCAGAUAUAUUAUCUAUGCAAAUGAUUAUCCAAGAAAGUUUAAUGAAUAUUUCUUACCUAUGAUUACUCAUACACAUGCAUAUAUGCACACAUACAUACAUAUGUAUUUGCAUAUGGCAAUCAUCAUAUACACAUGUAAACAGACACAGAGUACAUUGUUAGACAAUUCUUGUGAAUUAUUAUGUUCACUGAAUGGCUGUAGAAUAUAAGAUUGUAACUGUUUUACACAUCAGUUUACAAGAUCUGUGAAAAGUCAUUUCUACAUUUAAACUAUUUCCAGUCUGUUUCUUAUUUAUGUGCCAAGUACAUGAAAUAUACAUUGCAUAUGAAUA
Molecule: messenger RNA, 1177 nt
Organism: Penaeus vannamei (Pacific white shrimp)
Lineage: Eukaryota; Metazoa; Arthropoda; Malacostraca; Decapoda; Penaeidae
Source: RefSeq, a predicted model, not a curated record